Molecule: messenger RNA, 1419 nt
Organism: Lasiodiplodia theobromae
Lineage: Eukaryota; Fungi; Ascomycota; Dothideomycetes; Botryosphaeriales; Botryosphaeriaceae
Product: Cytochrome P450
Exons: 9
Coding region: 1-1419 (472 amino acids)
Molecular function (GO): iron ion binding; heme binding; oxidoreductase activity, acting on paired donors, with incorporation or reduction of molecular oxygen
Source: RefSeq, a predicted model, not a curated record
AUGACCUCCCCUUCCGCAACCGUUCUCACGGUGCUUUCGUGUGUCUUUGGCUAUAUAUUGUACAGAGUUGUACACAAUGUGUUCUUUCACCCACUUUCCCACAUUCCAGGCCCCUGGACUGCAGCACUGGGUGAUUUCUGGAUGGCUUCUCACUGGCUGAGCGGCACUUGGCAUCGAGACAUAGAAGCACUUCACCAAAAAUACGGGCCUGUGGUGCGUGUUGCGCCAAAUGAACUCUCUUUCUCCGGAGUCCAGUCCAUCAAAGACAUCUACGCCACCCGCCAAUACACCGCGCCCAAUUUUUUCAAGAAGUGUAGCACGUUCUAUCUUCAGUCGGACGUGAAAUACCCGUCCAUUGGAACGGAAGUUGAUCCGGUGAAGCAUUCGGAGCUCCGCAAGAUGAUCUCACCCGGCUUCAGCCCACCGACUCUAAGAUCUCAAGGAUAUAUCAUCAUGGGAUACGUUAACACCCUGGUGAAGCAGAUUCAGGAGCGCAGUGGUCAGCCUUUGGAUAUGAACAGGUGGUUUCUGUGGUUCACGUUUGAUGUUAUCACCGAUUUGGUAUUCGGAGAGUCACUGAAAAACGUGGAGCGAGGUGAACCCGACCAGUGGCUUACGAUGCUCCAAGGAAGUGGGCCCACCUUGGCUGUUGCUUACAUCUUACGGCGGCAGCCCAAAGCAGUCAUCUCUGUGCUCAGGCGGCUAUUGGCUAACAAGAAGAGCGCUGAGAUGCGAGCCUACCACGUCAGAAUGAGCCAAGAAAUGGCGAAGCGACGAAUUGCCAAAGGCGCAACAGACCGGGAGGACAUUUUCAACCAUCUCGUCGGCGCAGGCUCACAACAGCUGGACCCAGAGGUCCUUGCAUUGCAGGGUCCGACACUUAUCGGUGCUGGAUCCGAAACAACUUCUUUGACCCUCAUGGCAACCACUUACCAUCUUCUUCGGAAUCCCGCCAAGCUAUCCGUGCUUCAAGAUGAAGUCCGCAGCGCGUUCAACGAUCGCAGCGAAAUUGACAGUGAAAGCACCAAGACUCUCCGCUAUCUCAACGCAGUCAUUGAGGAAGCCCUCCGUCUUACGUCUCCAGCAUCCUUUGGACUACCGCGCAUAUCCCCGGGCGCCAUGGUCGAUGGUGUAUGGGUUCCAAAAGGGACAAGGGUGUUCGUAGCAGAAAACGUCACUGCCCGUGAUCCACGGUUUGAGAACGAUGUUAAGGAUGCGUCGAAGCCUUUCUUAAUGGGGCCACGAGCGUGCUUGGGGAUGCAUCUGGCAUAUUUGGAAAUGCGGUUGGUCAUUUCCAAUUUGGUGUGGCAAUUUGACUGGACGCUGGGUGAUGAAGGCGUGGACUUUGAUAAAGAUACGAAGCUACUCGGACUGUGGCGUCCAGCACCAUUGCCCGUCACAUACAAGCCCGUCCACUAA